This is a messenger RNA of Urocitellus parryii (Arctic ground squirrel), 2418 nucleotides long. RefSeq names its product dematin actin binding protein (gene Dmtn). Gene Ontology annotation, biological process: cytoskeleton organization; actin filament bundle assembly; lamellipodium assembly. Gene Ontology annotation, cellular component: plasma membrane; actin cytoskeleton. Lineage: Eukaryota; Metazoa; Chordata; Mammalia; Rodentia; Sciuridae. Gene Ontology annotation, molecular function: actin filament binding. The record is from RefSeq and is a predicted model, not a curated record.
CGCGCCGGGUCGGGGCCGAGGGAACGGAAAGCUGAGGCCAGCGCCGCGGAGACCCGAGCCUAACGGCCCUCCUGGCGCCGCCCUCCCUGUCCUUCCAGACCUGCCUCGCGGUCAGCAUCCUGGAGAGUCGCCGAGGGAUGAGGAUGCGACAGCGCGGGGGGACGCCCUUGCUGCGGGAGCCGGGCCGCGCCUGAGCCCUGUCCUCUCCCCGCGCACAGGCCUCUGCGAGUGAGCGGCGGCGUGGCGAGCUCCGGCCGCAUGGAACGGCUGCAGAAGGCCAAGAUGGAUAACCAGGUACUGGGCUACAAGGACCUGGCUGCCAUCCCCAAGGACAAGGCCAUCCUGGACAUUGAGAGGCCUGACCUCAUGAUCUAUGAGCCCCACUUUACCUAUUCCCUCCUGGAUCAUGUGGAGCUUCCCAGAAGCAGAGAGCGCUCUCUGUCGCCCAAAUCCACAUCCCCCCCACCAUCCCCAGAGGUGUGGGCAGAGAGCCGGACCCCUGGCCUCAUCUCUCAAGCUUCAGUCCCGAGAACCACGGGAACCCCCCGCACCAGCCUGCCCCACUUCCACCACCCUGAGACCACCCGCCCAGACUCCAACAUCUACAAGAAACCACCCAUCUACAAGCAGAGAGAGUCCAUGGGAGGCAGCCCUCAGAGCAAGCACCUCAUCGAGGACAUCAUCGAGUCGUCCAAGUUCCCCGCAGCCCAGCCCCCUGACCCCAACCAGCCGGCCAAGAUCGAAACCGACUACUGGCCAUGCCCACCGUCGCUGGCUGUUGUGGAGACCGAGUGGAGGAAGAGGAAGGCAUCUCGCAGGGGGGCAGAGGAAGAGGAGGAGGAGGAAGAUGACGACUCUGGGGAGGAGAUGAAGGCGCUCAGGGAGCGUCAGAAAGAGGAGCUCAGUAAGGUUACUUCCAACUUGGGAAAGCUGAUCUUGAAAGAAGAGAUGGAAAAGUCGUUGCCUAUCCGGAGGAAAACCCGCUCCCUGCCCGACCGGACACCCUUCCAUACCUCCUUGCAUCCAGGGACGUCCAAGUCGUCUUCUCUCCCCUCCUAUGGCAGGACCACCCUGAGCCGGCUACAGUCCACAGAAUUCAGCCCUUCAGGAAGUGAGGCUGGAAGCCCAGGCCUGCAGAACGGAGAGGGCCAGAGGGGGAGGAUGGACCGGGGGAACUCCCUGCCCUGUGUGCUGGAGCAGAAGAUCUAUCCCUAUGAAAUGCUGGUGGUGACCAACAAGGGGCGAACCAAGCUGCCUCCAGGCGUAGAUCGGAUGAGGCUUGAGAGGCACCUGUCCGCGGAGGACUUCUCGAGGGUCUUUGCCAUGUCUCCCGAGGAGUUCGGCAAGCUGGCCCUGUGGAAGCGGAACGAGCUCAAGAAGAAGGCCUCCCUCUUCUGACCGCCUGCCCACCGUCUCCACGACCAGCCCCUCUCCUGUGCUGCUUCAGGGCUCUGGAGCUGGGGCCACUGGACCCCGAAGCGUUCUCUUCCCCUGGUGGGCUAGGAGCAGUGGGAGGMGGGGCACAAGCAGAGUGGGUUCCAUUCCUCAGGGCGAGGGGGUGCCCCGGCCUCUGCAGUCCCAGAGCCGUGAGGCCUGGACUUCCUUCCCCACGAUGGGCCGGGGCCUCCUUCUCUUGUCCCUGGUCCGCACUGCCCAGCCAAGCCCAGCACACACAGAGUUAAAGUUUGCACCCUCUCCCUGCCUGUCACCCCCACACGAAGGUCCCCAGAAUCAGGUGAGGAGAAAUGAAGGGUGUGCUAAGUGGUUAGACUGUCAUCUGUCCUGCACAGUAGGUGGGAUGAGGCCAGGUAGGGACAGCUCUGGGACCCUGURUCCGCCUGCCCAAGCACUCCAUUCCCUUCCGACAGCUCCCUGCACCUGGGCCUCCUGCUUCUCUGACUGGCAGGAGCAGGUUCCAGCGGGGCCUCCCACAGGGCUGUCUGCCUACCCUCCAGCUUGCCCUGUCUUCUAUUGUGACCCCCAAGCUUUGAAGCCUCCUACUCCAGCCCCAUGGCUUCCCCAGAAGCCCUGGCUUAGAGUGGAGAUGCCRCCUAUACCAUGCCUGGCCUGCCACCAGCCUCGGGGAAGCCAGCCAGGGUGCCUUCUAGCACCUGCCCAGGGACCAGAGGAGCCCAGGCCCUGAGCCUCCCAGGAGGCAGGCUCAGUCCGUCUCUGAGAGUCCUGGCUCCCAGGCCCCGCCCAUACCCAUGCACCCCCCACCACGCUCUCUACAGAAUGUAAUUUAUUGGGGCACCCCUGCUGCUUUCCUCACCUGACUCCCUGCCCUGCCCAGUCACGUGCCCAGCUUCCCUCCGCUCCAGAUAUGUAUGUGUAUAUAAUUAUAUAUAUAUUUUUGCCCRGGUCUGGGUUUUGUUCCUGCCCAGACCCUGGCAUUCCCUUUCCAUGUGUGUGUGAUCA